This is a messenger RNA of Nematolebias whitei (Rio pearlfish), 2295 nucleotides long. RefSeq lists its product as uncharacterized. The coding region runs from base 1 to 2295 and encodes 764 amino acids. The transcript has 16 exons. NCBI's taxonomy places the organism in Eukaryota, Metazoa, Chordata, Actinopteri, Cyprinodontiformes, Rivulidae. The record is from RefSeq and is a predicted model, not a curated record.
AUGCUCCGCCCCCUGCUCCUCCUGUUCGCUCUGACAGCAGUGCCAGGCGCUGCUGGACUGACCUUUACUGAUGACAGAGAGUUCAACAUCAGCUCCUGUCCCAUCACGUACUUUGGACAGACGUACGACCGAGUCUACGUGAACGUAUCAAUGGCCCACUUUGUGGCUUGUUUUGAUGGUUUUUAUGACCCUGCUACCAGUAAAGACUGUGUAGUGGGACCAAAGCCAGAUGUAACAACAGAGCAAGAAAUUGUGACUUCGUCCAUGAUUCUUCAGCUGCUGAUUGGUGCCAAGUUCAACUGCUAUGUGAGCUUUGCUUUGGGCAACAAUACGACUGAUGUCAUGGUAAAUGGGAUUGUACACCGUACACUGAGUGUUACAAACUCCAUGGCUAAUGGACAAUACUAUGCCUUCGAAAAAGCCAAUAGCUGCAGAUACAAAGGUGAGGUGUAUGAAACUGCUACAACAACAGUUAUUAGUUCAACCUGUGAAACCAUCAUCUGCAACGCCACUGCAUCCCUCCAUGUCACCACCUGCGGACCCAUGGAGACAUGUCUCGGCAACAACAUGUGUGCCAUCACCACUACUCAACCACCCACAACCACUACUACUACUCCUCCACCCACUACCACCUCUGCCAUGCCCCUCCCAGUGCACUCCAUCUGCACUGUGACAGGCCCCUCUGUCAUCGACUUCAACAGCCAGCUGGGCUUUGUAAAGGAUCAGUGCUCCUACAAUAUGCUGACGGGUGAAGGAAUCUCUGUGGUGGUCAAUUUCCUGGAGCGUCGUCUUACAGAUGUGAGCUUUCCUGACAGUGUGUUGAUGAAAGUGGACGGGGCGGACAUCCUCCUGAAGCAAGGCGGCAGAGUUCUGCUGAACAACUCACCACUGAACCUGGACAGCUCCCCUCAGGUGGUUAAUGAUGUGGAGAUCUCUAAGGACAACACUGGAGUCACUGCCAGGGUGCAGAUCAAGAACUUGUUCAUGACUAUCUUCUUUGACGGCAUCACCGUACAGAUCCUAAUGGAAGGAUCUACUGGAUCACCUCCAACAGGUCUGUGUGAAGACUCCAGCAGUGAAGCGAGGCUCCCUGGCUGCAGCUCCACGAGCUGUGUUCCACAGUAUGACUACGCUGAAGAUAAGAUCUGCCCCAACAACACAGACAGCUGCUUCCACCUGAACAAGGCACCCUUCACCUCCUGUGACAUCAACCCAAAUCCCUACUUUGAAGCCUGCACAGACACUUUGUCCAGGUAUCCUGCAGUGGACGGCCUCAAGUGUCAGUUCCUGGAGGCCUACGCCAGAGCCUGCAGCCUGAAGUCCAACAUCACACUGAAGGGCUGGAGGUCCAAGACUGAGUGUCGUAAGUCCUCCUCCUGUUACAACACAACCUGCAGCGAUCAUGAGUUCUGUGCUGAGAAGUCGUAUGGAGAAACUCGGUGCUUCUGUCGGGCCAAUUUUGCCUGCGAACUCAAGAACAGUUUUGCUUAUGGUCAUCCACCGGUCUGCGAGAAGCACCAUGCUUCUCUAACUUUGUACAACUGUCUCUUGGAGGAAGAAAACAUUGACUACACCUCCCUACAGCUCAACGACCCGACCUGCAGAGGUCGUUUUAACGAGACAGACCAUACGGUGACUUUCACCUUCAAAAGUGACACCUGUGGAACAGAGAUCAUAAACAACGGCAGCAGCAUCAUCUACCAGAACACCAUCAUGAACCAGAACGUCACUGAUAUCAUCACCCGCCAAGACAUGGUCAUGAUUGACAUUUCCUGCUACCAAACCCAGCCGGACAUCCUGACAAAGGCCUUCACAGUCAUUGAUAGCUCAUAUACUGGCAUCGUGGUACCAGGACCUUGGAAUUACACUCUGAGCAUAAGGGCCUACAUUGAUGAUGGUUGCAACAAACUUGUGGACUCGGAUACACCAAUACGGCUGAACCAACAGGUCUGGGUGAAACUGAGCACUAAGUGGCUGGAUGGAGAUGUGCUCUCCCUGGUGACCGACCAUUGCUGGGCGACCGACGAGCCAUCACCUUUUGCAGCACGGAGUUACGACCUGGUCAGAAAUGGCUGUCCCGCAGACUCGUCGGUCAUAACAAGGGAAAAUGGAAAAGGAACCUUCAACUCCUUCGCUUUCAACAUGUUUGAGUUCUCACGAGGCUCCAACAAAAUCUACCUGCACUGCCAAGUUCACCUGUGUGUGAAGACCAAGGAAAACUGUGCACCGGUGAUUUCAACGGUGACCGGACUGACUGACAGGCUGAAGACCUCCAUGAUGACCACGGACCUUUGA